Nannochloropsis gaditana CCMP526 is the source of this 1883-nucleotide messenger RNA. RefSeq names its product dead box atp-dependent rna. Gene Ontology annotation, molecular function: nucleic acid binding; ATP binding. The record is from RefSeq and is a predicted model, not a curated record. The transcript has a single exon. Gene Ontology annotation, biological process: ribosome biogenesis. The annotation marks the transcript as partial. Gene Ontology annotation, cellular component: nucleus.
AGUCAUUGACAGGAAGAAGUUCUUCCCAGCCUCGGCAAGCUCAUGUUUUCGGGUUAAGGCGGCCGACGUACUCUACAAUAUCAUUUGCAAGACCUCUCCGGACACGUCCCCACCGCAUCCACACUACCACCAAAGUCCACGCGUUUCCCGAAAAAGCUGUAACACAUGGAGUUAAAUAUCGUUGAGAUACCGAAGCUCAAUGCUACUCGUAGCCAAAACGGAGAAAAGCCUCUCCGCUUCGUAAAGCGGCAUCGUUUUAAGGCCAAGCGCGAGCGCCAGGGGGAUACUAAAGUGGGUCUGGGCAGCUUGCGCAUCAAAGAAGCUCCGUUGGUUGGUCCCGAGCCCACAGCAUCAGGCCAAAAACCACGUAGCGUGAAGAUAAACAAGCCGCAAGACUUGUCGUCUACAGCUUUGGUUCUUGGCAAGAAACGAAAACUAAGGGGAGACCUGCUGUCCGAGCAGCAGGAACACGAGGUGGACGGUCCCCUCAAGCGGCGGACAAUCUCCCACUCGACGCACCCAACAUCUCGCACAGACGUCCCGGUGGGUGAAGGUCAUGAAGGCAAGGGAAUGAAGAGUAGGCUUACAGAUUCGGUCUCUACGCCUGUUGCCCCGGGACGUGCACCGUCCUCGGAUUCCUUGGUGAGGGUCUCCGAGAGCGAGGAAGGCAAGCGGACUGCGCACUGUCGUCUUGGAAGUGUGUCAACGACAUCGAUGCCGAGGCCGUCAAAACCCUCAAAAGAUGAAGAUGACAAGACUGCCCCAACCAAAACGCGCCCGCCUACGAAGGCCAGCACCAGUCGCGAGGCGACCGAUCCCUCUUCACGCGAAUCGAGUACGGCCAUCGACCUGGGACCUGGGGGUUCAAGAUGUGGUUCGCCAUUCACACCACUGUGCACAGGAUAUAGUCGUAAAAACCCUGCACCUGCCUCAGCUGCCCGCCUGGAUGAGUUCCACAUCAAACCCUCCGAGCUCGACAUGGUCACUGCCGCAGUGCCUACCGGCAGAGAUAAAGAAGGCGCUACAGCUUCUACCUCCGACCCAACGUCUGCCAGGAAGAGAAAAAUAAGCAAACACAUCUUCACAGCCACUCCCUUCUCUGGCCUUGGCCUGCACGAGCACCUAAUCCGCGUCUUGGAGGCCCCUCGAGAGCACCACGGCUUGGGACUGCGUGUGGCCACCCGCGUCCAAAGCGCUGCUCUCCCCGCACUGCUUCAAUCCGCCCGCCCCAAUGCCCUGAUCUGCUCUGAAACGGGGUCUGGUAAAACCCUUGCCUACCUGCUUCCUAUCCUGCAGCACUUGCAGGCGCUACAGCCACGGCCUUCGAGGGCGGAGGGGACGCGUGCCAUCAUUGUGGCGCCGACCCGGGAGCUCAGUCACCAGAUAUACGACGUCUUGUCUCUUCUCGUCCGAGCUUUCAUUUGGAUCGUUCCAGGGCUGGUGAGUGGUGGAGAGAAGCGCAAAUCGGAGAAAGCGCGCCUGCGGAAAGGCGUGACGGUCCUGGUGGGGACACCCGGGCGGUUGUUGGACCACCUGCAGAACAGUCAAGCCUUUCGGCACGAGGCCACGGAGUGGCUGGUGCUGGACGAGGUCGACCGGUUGCUGGAUUUGGGAUUCGAAGCGCAGGUUCGUGAAAUUGUGGAAAAGUUGCGGACGGGCCGAGAGGGGGGAAGCAGUGGGCGAGAGGAAGCCAGGGCUAGAGUACAGGUGCUAGCCGCCUCCGCCACCCUGACGGCCGCCUUGGACAAGUUUGGGUGCGAGCUAUUGGGUCAGCAUGUGCGGAUCGAUGCCAAGACUGGAACGGUGGUAGAUGUCGAUGUCGCCGCGACUCCCGGAGGGGGGCAAAUGGGGGCGACAGACGGAGAGGGAGGGGGCCAAGACGG